ACAAUGUGAAAUUAAUAAUGGUCAUAAUUAACGUGAGGCUGCGAAAAAGUGUGUUCUCCAGCAUUUCUUUCGCUGAUCAGAGCCUGAGAGUUUUUUCAGAGCAAAAUUUCCGGCAUGGAAGUGGUGGCUUCGAUUGUCAGUGGAGCAGUCGUAGAAACUGGUCGGUUUCUCUGUGGCUCUAUCUAUUCUACGAUCAAGAACAUUGUCAAAGGCCCACAACAGCUUCAUGUUUUGGAGAAGGAGAUGAAAUCCCUUAUAGCUCUUAAAAAUGAUGUACAACAAGAAAUGGCAUUAGCUAAGAGAGAAGGAAAAGCAAUAAAAGAUCAAGCCAUUUUGUGGCUUGAGCAGGUUGAAGAGCUGCAGCGUACCAUCAAUCAGAUUCAAGAAGCAAAGAGUUCCCGAUGUUUCUUAAGUUGCAGUACUAAGCGGUACAGAAUAAGCAGGGAAGUGGUAGAACAUCUCAAAGAGAUAGAAAGGCUUCGAGAAGUGGGAAGCCCACUUGCUCUUUCCGUGGCUCUUGGUUGUCCAGAGUUCAAAGCAGUGGAGCAUAUUCCUGGACCUUCAAUUCAAGAUCAAACAACAUCAGUAUCAGACGAUUUAGCCAAAACUAUGACUCUAUUGUUUGACAAUAGAUUCCAGAGGAUUGGUAUAUGGGGGAUGGGAGGCGUCGGCAAAACUAAUCUGGUGAGAAAUUUGAACAAUAAGCUGCUGCUUGAAAUGAAUUCAAAUCAUAUGCCUUUUAGCUGUGUACUAUGGGUUACAGUGUCCAAAAAUUUGGACACAAAAAAGCUCCAGAUGGGAAUAGCUUCCAGACUGGAUUUUCGUCUGGAUGGAAGUACGGGAGCGGAUAGAAGAGCUAUUCAACUUCAUCGAAGACUAAAGGAGGAAAGUUUUCUUCUCAUUCUCGAUGAUGUUUGGGAGAAAAUUGAUUUGGACAAAUUGGGUGUCCCACGGCCUGAAGAUCAUAGGGGUUGUAAGAUCAUAUUGACAUCUAGAUCUUUGGAUGUAUGUAGGCACAUGGAGACUGAUGUUCAAGUUAAAAUAAGCGUUUUGAGGCAUGAAGACGCUUGGCAACUAUUUAGUCGAUAUGCGAGGGAUGUGGUUACUUUAGAACAUAUCGCACCACUUGCAGAGGCAAUUUGUAGGGAGUGUAAGGGAUUGCCUUUGGCCAUCAUCACCAUGGGAGCUGCAAUGAGAGGAAAGAAGAAUCCUGAGGUAUGGAAGCAUGCUUUGAAUCAAUUGCACAGAUCGGUGCCUUAUGCAGCAGGCGUGGAGGAGGCUCUCUAUAAGCCUUUGAAGUGGAGUUACGACUCAUUAGAAGGUAAAGACUUGAAAACUUGUUUUCUGUACUGCUCUUUGUUUCCAGAGGACUUCUCAAUUAAUAUAGAUGAACUAGUAUGGUACUGGCUGGCGGAAGGUUUGAUAGAUGAACGAGAAGACUAUGAGGUUUUCUAUAGUAGAGGAAUUAGUUUGAUUGAAAAUCUGAAGGACGCCUGUUUGUUGGAAGAUGGUUCCGAUGAGGGCACCGUGAAGAUGCAUGACGUUGUUCGUGAUGUUAGCAUAUGGAUUGCAUCAACCUGCAGCGAGGAUGGAAGUAAAUCCCUCGUUCGUACAGGGAAAGGGUUGAAAGAGAUUGAUGCUACUGAGCUAUCAAAUUCUCUCAAAAGAGUUUCUUUUAUGGAUAACGAUUUAGAAAGACUACCUGAUAAUUCUGUAAUUCGAUGUUCAGAGGCAUCAACUUUUUUACUACAAAAUAAUCCUCGCCUUGAAUUAAUUCCUGAAAUAUUUUUGGAACGAUUUAAAGCACUGAGAGUCUUGAAUUUCAGUCAGACUUGCAUCAAGUCAUUGCCUGAUUCUCUUCUUCAACUGGAUGACCUCCGUGCUCUUCUUUUGAGUAAUUGCAAGGAUCUCGAAGGAUUGCCCCCACUGGAAAGGCUCAGUAGUCUUCAAGUGCUUGAUCUCUCUAGGACUGGUAUCAGAGAAUUGCCAAAAGGGUUAGAGCAACUCAGCAACUUAAGGCAUCUAAACUUACAUUGGACUUUCAAACUGGAAGUGGUUCAAGCAGGAGUCAUAUCCAAGUUGUCCAAAUUAGAAGUUCUGGACCUGUCAGGCGGUAACUACAUUUGGAAAGAGAAAGGAGCGGUACAAGAGGAGGAAGCAUGUUUUGAAGAGCUGCAAUGCCUGGAGCGGUUACAAGUUUUAUCCAUCAGAUUGAAAUGGAACCCGUGUUACACUCCCCAAGAGACAAUUACUUCCUGGAUAAAUGGAUUAAAAGCAUUCGAAAUUAUGGUCGGAGGAUUAGGGUUGCUUUCUCUUUCAGUGCGAGCCCUAUGUCUACUCUCGGAUGCCCAAAAAUGCAUGACUAUAGAGACGAUUGAUCUCUCGGGAGGACAGAUCAGGUGGUUGUUCAGCAAUGCAAGUUAUCUACGCAUAAUAAAUUGUCGAGGACUGAAUAAGAUGCUACAAGACUUGGUCAUUAACAGUGUUGGCAGAAGCUUUACAUAUUUAAAAACGCUUAAGAUUAGUUACUCUAACAGUAGUUUUUGGACUGGAGGACGUGCUUCUGAAGCACUGUAUGACCUACUACCCAAUUUGGAGGAACUUUCUCUGUUAUUUGUGAAUGGCAUUGAAAGCAUUUCAGAACUAGCCAACCUUCUCGGGCUGAGAUUUCAGAAAUUGAAAGCAAUAGAUGUGCGUUCCUGUAGGAAGAUGAAAUAUCUUCUCUCCCUGGAGAACUCCAAUAUUCCCACAAUGCCAAACCUAGAAGUAAUCCAGGUAUUUCGUUGUGACAAUAUGGAAGAGCUCUUCAAUUAUCUUCCAUUGCAGAUCAAUAUGGCUGAUCCAAAUCCUAUUACUCCAAAACUUCGGGAAUUGAAAUUGGACGGCCUUCCCAAAUUAAGGAAUCUUUGUAGGGAGGAAAAGGCCUGGCCGGGUAAUAAAGUGAAGGUUGACGUGAUCAAGUGCGAUCUUCUGAGCACUGAUCAGCAAUGAUCGCACUUGAUCAGCAAUGAUACGAUGGAAACAAGUUGGGGGGAAACGCAUUGGAGAUGCAUGCAUCCACAGGCAAAACUAAAUAAUAUUUUACAUGUUUUUGUUGGAGUGAAGUGUGCAAUAUAUAUAUAUAUAUAUAUAUGUAUAAUUUUCUGGAAGUUUAUAUAUAUGACGUACGUGUGCAUGUCUAUAUAUAUAAAAGAUAAAUUAGAUGUAUUUUGAUGUAUUAAUUUUGUGAGUGACAUUUGAUGUAAUGAUCAGCUUUCUUAUGUAUAAAAAUA
Messenger RNA from Carya illinoinensis, 3272 nucleotides. RefSeq names its product disease resistance protein At4g27190-like. The transcript is spliced from 2 exons. Gene Ontology annotation, molecular function: ADP binding; protein binding. NCBI's taxonomy places the organism in Eukaryota, Viridiplantae, Streptophyta, Magnoliopsida, Fagales, Juglandaceae. Bases 115 to 2991 code for a protein of 958 amino acids. The record is from RefSeq and is a predicted model, not a curated record.